UCCUACAGAUUGACAGCAGACUUUUUUUUUUUCUAUCUCCAGUGUGUGGUUUUGUCUCUCAGACACAUUUGCUCCAUCUGAUAUGUAAUCUAACCAUGUUUCUCACGCAAAGAAAGCCACAGGGUUUAUAAGAGCAGCCAGGAACCAGGUCCAAGGUGCAGACGGAUCCAGCAGACACACAGCAUGGUCUGCUGUGUUGGUAAAAGAUCGAACCUUUGAGAGGGGUGGAAGAAGUCUUCAGUCCUUCACUUGACUCAGAAGACGGCUCUGAUUGUGUACGCCCACCAGAGCCCCGGCUCGUUCAACGCAGCGGUUCGUGAUGUGGCGUCUCAGGAGCUGACGGAGCAGGGAUACAGGGUCAUCGUGUCCGACCUGUACGCCAUGAACUUCAGAGCCAACGCCACACAGGAUGACAUCAUCGGUGAUCUGAAGAACUCAGAGCUUUUCCAGUACGGAGAGGAGACCAUGCACGCCUGGAUGGAAGGCCGCCUGAGUGACGACAUCAUGGCCGAGCAGCGCAAAGUAGAGGAGGCCGAGCUCAUCAUCUUCCAGUUUCCUUUGUACUGGUUCAGCGUGCCUGCCAUCAUGAAGGGCUGGAUGGACAGAGUGCUGACACAAGGCUUCGCUUUCUCCCUGGAGAAGAUGUAUAAUAAUGGUAUUUUCAAGGAUAAGAAAGCAAUGUUGUCCUUCACGACUGGAGCGACACAGACUAUGUUCCAGCCUGAUGGGAUCAACGGAGACAUCAACAUCACACUGUGGCCUCUGCAGAACGGCACUCUGCACUUCUGUGGAUUUCAGGUCCUUGCUCCUCAGAUAUUCUGGAGUCCAGCUCACUGUCCCCCCAUGGUGCGAACCGCAAUGCUAGAAGGGUGGCGAGGCCGACUGAAGGGACUGCUGGCAGAAAAGCCUUUGACCUUUGCCCCCUGUGAGCUGUUUGACCUCAGCUUCCAGGGGGGGUUCUUGCUCUGGCCCAAAGUGAGGGAGGAGCGAGAGUCGCAGCCCUACGGUAUCACCACGGGACAUCAUCUGGGAAAGCUGCUGCCGCCCGACAACCAGACCAGAGCUCAGCCCAGUGAUGAAAAUAAACCAGACUGCAAGAACUAGGACCUCCUCGUCACUCAUGAUUGUUUCUUUAAACUCUGUUUAUGUUACAAGAUCAUUUUAAUACCAAAGUAUCUGAUUUUAGAAAUGCUUUGUUCACUGAAGCUGAAAUAAAACCAUUUACUGUAA
This is a messenger RNA of Seriola dumerili (greater amberjack), 1230 nucleotides long. RefSeq names its product NAD(P)H dehydrogenase [quinone] 1-like (gene nqo1). Gene Ontology annotation, molecular function: NAD(P)H dehydrogenase (quinone) activity. Lineage: Eukaryota; Metazoa; Chordata; Actinopteri; Carangiformes; Carangidae. Gene Ontology annotation, cellular component: cytosol. The transcript has 7 exons. The record is from RefSeq and is a predicted model, not a curated record. The coding region runs from base 382 to 1104 and encodes 240 amino acids.